AGCUCGGCGAGUUUCGGCGCUCCGAGUUCUGAACGGGACAAUAACAACAAACAUGGAGCUGAUCUGAGCUGCGGAGCCACCGCGCUGACUGACCGGCCGACAGCGCAGAGCAGCCCGGCGGACCCCGCAGAGUAUUAGGUGUAAAACAUGUUGAUAAGUCUGUGUGGACAGGAAGAAUGACGACACCCAGAUGAGAGGCAUGGAGCUGAAGGUGUGGGUGGACGGAGUGCAGCGCAUCGUCUGCGGGGUCACUGAGGUCACCACAUGUCAGGAGGUCGUGAUCGCCCUGGCCCAGGCCAUAGGGCGCACCGGGAGGUACACGCUGAUAGAGAAAUGGCGCGAGACGGAGAGGUACCUGGCCCCCCACGAGAACCCGGUCGUGUCUCUGAAUAAGUGGGGUCAGUACGCCAGCGAUGUGCAGCUGGUGCUGCAGCGCACAGGCCCCUCACUGUGCGAGCGACCCACCUCAGAAACCUCCGCCCUCGGGCCCGAACGCGGCCCGUACCGCCAAAGCCUGCCCCCUCUGGCCAAGCUCCGCCCCUCAGCCCCAGACCGCUCCCUGAAGCGGCGCGAGCCCAAGCGCAAGUCUCUGACCUUCACCGGCAGCGGCAAGGGUCUGCGGGACAUCUUCGGGAAGAGCCGAGAGCCAGGCCGGACCCGCAGCGCCACGCCGGGCCCCGUGGCGCAGGAGCUGGGCCAGCUGGUGCAGCUGCAGAAGGAGAAACUGCGCUCACUGGAGCAGCGUCUGCAGAGCUGCGAGCAGGAGCUGCGGGAGGAACUCCUGACGGAGGAGGAAGAGGAGGAGCUGCUGCAGCUGGAGCAGCAGGUGCGGCGGAUGGAGGCCGAGAUGGAGGAGCAGGAGUUCUGGGAGAGCGAGCUGCAGAUAGAGCAGGAGAACGAGCAGCAGCUGCGGGAGCGCCUGCAGGAGCUGCGCAACCGCGUGCAGGAUUGUGAGGCGCGGCUGGCCGAGUACCUGGCGCAGAUCCAGUGCAUGGAGGCGUGCCUGGAGGCCGAGCGGAUUCAGCAGGAGCUGCAGCAGAGCAGGCAGGCGGACGAGGAGGAGCUGCGGGCGCGGAUGGAGAAAGUGAGGACAGAGCUGGAGAUGCAGGUGCAGCAGGCAGCCAGGCUGGAGAGCAGCUGCAGAGCCGUGGAGCUUUCUCUCGGACAGUCCAGCAUCCGGCUACAGGAAAAAGAGCAGGAGCUGGAGCAGUUAACCAAGGAACUGAGACAGGUGAACCUUCAGCAGUUUAUCCAGCAGACUGGCACCAAAGUCACCGUGCUACCAGCAGAACCUGCUGAAGAGGAGACCAGCAGAGAGUCCGAGCAGUCCGGCUCUCUGAAGCGUCUGGGCUCGGCCCGCCCGCUCCCCAACGCCUUCCGGGCCCUGCAGAGCCCGCUGACCUCCAGCUUCAACCCAGAGGGCAUUUACGUCUGAUCAUCCAGUGCCAGUGGACGUCUGCGAGUGACACCGCAUCUCAAGCCAUUAACCUCAAACUGCUCACUCCUCAUUCUGUCCCAGCUCUGUCGUCUGACGCGAAGAAGAUCCUGUUCUGUGUGGUUCUGAUCUGUAACGCUCUUUGUGGUUCUCCUGUCAGGUCACACAGCUCAUCACAACCAUCCUCGAACAGAUGACGUCACGUCCAGGAUAAAAGAGAUGCAGGGAGGAAAAUAAUUGAUCUGUGUCUUCAACCUUCUGUUGACCUGCCUUGGAGGAUGUUCCUCUGAGCGUCUACGAAACAGAGCCACCUUGUGGUCAGUUUUAUUCAACCCAGCCUGCCCAAGUGGACUGCAUGAUUUUGCCUGCCAGCCUUUUUUGCUGUGAAACAGUUUCCACAGGCCAGCGUUUGAGUUCUGGAAUGUUCCUCAGCUGGGAUCCACUCCCUGAUCCCCUCCCAAGUCGGUCUAGACGCCUCGCCUGGUUUUAGUGCUGAGAUGGAAGAGGAUGUGUUACCGUGGGCUGCACCGCACGCAGCAGUGGACUCUGGUUUGAGAUGAAGUCUUGAUUCUUUGCUGCUGGAUCGCGAUUAGAUAUGAUACAACAGUCAGAACUUUGGGAAAGUGUGCACUUUAUUGGCCAAAACGUCUGAAAGGCGUAAGAGGAAGUUCCUUUCCUCAAAUACAGUCGCUGCUAAUUUAACUCCUCAUUGGGUCCUUUUAUUAGAUUCCUUGGUUUAUCUGGUGCUUCAAGAACAAUAAUAUUGAUGCAGCGUACAAGGGAGAUGCAGCAUGUAGCCGCGAGCGAAGAGAAGAACGGAUUAAACGUUUCGUUUUUAAAUUUUUCUUUUUUAUCUCAGUAAUGAAAGUAAAUGCUUGCUUGUUCCAAAGAACUCAAAUAAGUGAUCGUAGGAGUGGAAGCGUGAGGCAUCUCAGAGUAAAAGUGCUGAUGGGCUCCUGCAGAGGUUGGCACACUUUUUCUCAAGGUGGUUCUUGACGUGUGCUGGAGGAACUGAGGUGGUGGAACUUCCAUAUCUGCUUCCGUUGCUUUUGCUGUUUGCCUCCAGGUGGGUGUAGUUUCCAGCUCCACCAUCAGGUCUUUAUGCAGUCCAGAGACCUGAAAGUCCAUUUACAUUCUUUCUCAAGUAGCCUUACAGUGGGUCACUACUUCAAACGUUGGCUUUAUGUGGUGAAACUUACCUUCCAGUGUAAGUCAGUGUAAAGAGAUUUUAUUCCAAGUGAUUUUAGAGCAUUUCUAUUGGUUCAUUCAUCAUGAGGUUUUCACACGACAUACUGGAUUGCUGGUGUGUUGAAAUGAUGCUUAAAAAAAUCAACAAAAAAUGGAAAUACAUGGUUUUCUUUGGACAUUGACGAUAUGCUCAGAAAAAGAUAUUGCCACAUUUUAUGAUGCAAUUUAUCACAAUGACCACUAGCCAUAAGCUAGGUGGUCUACACCAAGUAGGGGGUCAGUUUAAAUUCCAGCGGAAAAAGUUUCCACUGUAUAACAAACACUCAUUUACGAGUCACCGCAAACCAAAACUACUGAGAAACAGUGAUAGUAGCUCUGUUCAGUGUAAUCGAGUCGAAUUUUGCGCUGGAAUUACACAGGACUCUUAUUUUGACAGCCUUAUCGUUCCUGCUGAACGCGAGAGAAGUUGCAUCCUAGGACUAGUUGAUGAAAGUUUCACCACAUAAAGCCCAGGCGGGAGGUAAAGUGGAGCAGUCUUAUGUGCAAAAAGUCAUGUGCCAAAGUUUGUGCACCCCUGGUCAUAGUCAUAUAAUGUAAUUUAGAUAUUUAAAGUGAAAAUAAAUUAACGCAUCCUCUACUGCAGUGGUUCCCAACCUGGAUCUCAGGGACCCCCAGGCGGUUUUGCACGUUAUAAUGCGUGGUUUCUGUUUAUUGGCUGAAUUUAAGAUUUUGGGAGAAAAACACAAAAUGUGAAUAAAAGUUGUGGCACAUUUUAUAUUAUUAUAUCUUUUUCUAGUGUGUUAAACAAAUAAAUAGAACGUGUGCAGUAAAAUUUCAAAUUAUAGAGGAUGUGCUGAAUUAUUUUUACUUAGAAAAUCAACAGAAUAACUAGGAGUGUUCAAACAUUUCGUUGCUGCUCGGAAGAAAACCUCGUAUCUCCAUUUUUGACGUUUUUCAGUUUUUGACGUAAUUUGGAAACACAUGUUGCUCUUCACAUUGUGUGUAAAUUUCAUGAUGAUUGGACCAAAAGAAACAACCUAAAAUGACUUGGAAAAAAUUCUGGUUCCAUUGACUUAAAUGAAAAGUAAAGAAGGUUUUUUCCUUCUCCUGUAAAGUGACCAUUUUACGAGGUUUUCUUCCGACAACAGCGAUUUGCUUAUUUUAGGCCACCAGUGAUCAGCUGAAUGGGGCUUCACUGGUUUAGGGUCACAUCAAACUAGGGACCUUCAGGCCAAAGUGCUGUGGAGAUCAGUGUUUACCCUCAUCUAAUGCUCUGAAUUCAGUUCACGAAGGCCUCGCUGAUCAGCUGAUGAGCUGAAUCAGGUGCGUUUAACGAGAGAACGUGAGCUGAAGUCUGCGGAGUUCUGGCCCACGUGGACUGGAGCCUGACGCGUGAGCUGAUCUUAGGUCAGCGCUAUUACUCUGAGAAGCUAUGGCCAUUACUUAAAACACUCAGCUGACUACAAUAUGCCCGAAUAGGAAUCCUAUUUUAGCAACCUGCUCUUUAGUUUUGGCCAAUAAAGCAAAAAAAACAAUACUAACUUUUUUAAACGCUCCUAUUUUUACUCACGUCUCACUGCAUACCCUAUAUUCUAACUGCAUAUUCAUUUAUAUAGUAUUACUAACAAAUCAGUGACUAAACAGGUCUAAUCAAUCAUGUUUUGACCAAAUUUCUUAUAUUAGGGGUAAAUAUAGGAAGGAGUAUAUGAUCUUCCCACGUAUAAAGAUUGUCUUGGACUGCAGUGAGAUCAGCUGAUGUUUCAUCAGCGUUACGUUCACUUUAAAUCAGCAUUUUAUUCAGAUUGCAAGUUCAAAUAUAUUAGAUGGGUUUUGUCUGGAAUUCCUGAAAUGAAUGUAGAAGGACUGCGAUGUGCCAUUUACACCGUCACCAAUAAAGCCGAUGUUUUCAUGAAUGUAGGAUCAUAAUCACCCGUCGUUCUCCACCGGCAGCGUCUUUGGAACCGAGUUUACAUCACAGUUCUGAGCAGAACUCAAGCUGAGUGCUGAGUAUGUAAUGACUAGAUUCACUCGUCUGCUUUAUAAAAGGGCGUCUUGGGUCUCUGACAUCCCACCGACUCUAAAGCUUCGGCGCUUGUUCAUCAAAGCGGCGUACGAUUGCAUCUGGUCGUGAAGUGAGUGCAGAGCUUUGUUCUUCAUCAGGUUAAUCUGUGGCGUGUCUCACGUCGGGUAGGAUUGCGUGAAAUUUGAACGAUCAAUAUCAUCUAUAACACCAACAAUACUAAUAAUCUGUGCUCAUGGUAAACCAGUAUUAAAGUGGAUGUCCUCAUUUGACACGCAUAUCGGUGUAAACCAGCGCGGCAACUCUUCCAGGUUCUAUUUAAAAACAUCACACUGUGCUUUUGUUUUCUGCCACUGACUGUGAUAAAUGAGCUGUUUUAGGAAAAUAAUCACAUCACCUUCAAAAACUAAGACGUUAUGUUAAUUUCGCAUUUUGUUCUUUCAAGUGGUCCUAAUUUUAACAAUAUAAGGUUUGGCCAGUAGGGGGAGCAGUGCACUCCCCACUUGACUUCAAGCUCAGCCUACAAACAGCCAUAGUCUCACCUAAACAUCUGCAUGAAUUAGGACAUGCAUCAUGUACAUUAUAUGUAAAUGAGGUGCUGGUUGGGCUGGCGCUUGAUUUCACGCACCGAAGCUGGUUUGUGGUCAGAUUUCUGCAGUUUCUUGAAUCAGACGCCGAGACGCCUGUACGUCAUUAAAGGCUUUGAUGAGUAAGUGCUACUGUGUCUUUAAAAGUAAGUUACACAUCUAACACAGGCAAACGUACAGGAAUACUAAAUGUAAUAAAGAGAAAUGACUAAA
Pygocentrus nattereri (red-bellied piranha) is the source of this 5443-nucleotide messenger RNA. RefSeq names its product Ras association domain family member 8b (gene rassf8b). The transcript has 5 exons. The record is from RefSeq and is a predicted model, not a curated record. The coding region runs from base 191 to 1435 and encodes 414 amino acids. Gene Ontology annotation, biological process: signal transduction. NCBI's taxonomy places the organism in Eukaryota, Metazoa, Chordata, Actinopteri, Characiformes, Serrasalmidae.